AUGUCCACUCCAUCGGCCGCCACCCAUGCCGAUCCUUCCAGCUGCAUCUGCACGGCUGCCAUCGUGUCUACUCGUUGUCGCUGGAUCACCCAUCCCUCUCCGGUGAUCGUCGCCGCACCGACCCCCUCCUUCAUGUCCCCUCCAUCGACCGCCACCCACACUGAUCUCCCCAAUCGUGCCUUGGCCAUCGCGCAUCGUCGGCAGUGGCCUCCCUCUCCAUCAUCGUCGUCGCCGUCGUCGGUGGGGGAGGAGAGAGAGUCACGUGUUUUUUCUUCGUUCGUUUCAAGCCUUCCACCCGAAGCCUCAUUUCCCCUGCCACCUCCACCUCCCACCAUCGUCGUCGCUCUAGAGGAGGAGGAGGCUAAGGCCGAGGAGCCAUCCACCCCUGCUCUGAUUGAGCGGGAGUCGAAAGAGCCUCCAAAGCCAGUAGAAGCAGAGGAGAAGCCCCUGAAGCCAGCAGAACCGAAGGAACCCCCAAAGACGGCGGUGGUCGAGGAGAAGGCUUGUCUGCCGCCACCAACGGAGGAGAAGGCCGUGGUGGUGGAUGAGGACGGGGCCAAGAUAGUGGAGAUGAUCGAGGAGACCGUGGUCCUCGUCGCUCCACCGGUCAUAGAGAAGGCGACUCCGACAGCACCGGUUGCAGAGCCGGAAAAUGAGGCCUCUAGUGAAGCGUCGACAAUCAUGGUGGCACCAAAGGAGGUGUUCAUCUGGGGUGGCAGGUCGGACGAUAUCAAGGUCCGAGAUGGAGAGUGCUGGCAGUAG
Molecule: messenger RNA, 762 nt
Organism: Elaeis guineensis (African oil palm)
Lineage: Eukaryota; Viridiplantae; Streptophyta; Magnoliopsida; Arecales; Arecaceae
Source: RefSeq, a predicted model, not a curated record